CGGGCGCGCGCAGCCAUGGGGCCGCGUCAGCCGCGUGGGCCGCCGCCGAGCCACCUGGUCACGAAGGCGGCGGCGCCGCGCUUCGAGGCGCCGCCCGUGGUGCCGUCGAGGCUCGACCGCAUGGAGUUGGCGGCGUGCCCAUCGAGGAUGACGGCGCCGCCGCCCGUGCCGAAGCCGCCCGUGGCGCCGCCGCCGCGCGUGGCGAGGCCGCCCGUGGCGCCGCCGCCAGUGGCGAAGCCGCCCGUGGCGUCGUCGGGUGCCGUGGCGCCCGCGCCGCUGCGGCCGCAACGCGCUCGCCGCGACGACGAGUUCGCGGCGCCCUCGCUCGAUGAGAACGCCGCGGCGUCUCGUCGGUGGCUCCUCCAGCGAGCUCGCGAGCUCUCGGCGGCCCCAGCCGCCGCCGCCGCCGUCGCUGAGGAGGGCGCCGCCGCCGUCACUGAGGAGGGCGCCGCCGCCGUCACUGAGGAGGGCGGCGGCGCUGAGGAGGGCGCCGCCGCCGUCACUGGGGAGGGCGCCGCCGUCACUGAGGAGGGCGGCGACGCCGAGGUGCGGCUUCGGAAGCGGCCGCGGGCCGAUAUCGAGGCCGAGGGGGGCAGCGCGGCGCGCCGCUUCCCGAGGGCGCGCGGCGAGGGGUGGGACGCCGAGGCGGCGGCGAUCAGGCCGCCGCCUGUUGCGCCUGAGGCGCUGCGCCGCGGCGGGGAGGGCACCGAGUGGGAGAUGGCGCCGUGGUGGCCCGACAUCGAGGUCCACCACAGGCGAUGCAUGCAGUCCCUGGUCCUGGCGUUCCAGCAUUGGAUCGAGGCGUCGGCCCAGUACCAUGCCUUUGCGGCAGAAAUGCGGAGGCUGGGCCUGGACGGCUAUCCGGCAGCAGCGAAGGCUUCCUACGACCAGGCGUGGGAAGAUUGGACGGAGCAGGUGCAGUUCGAGGUCGCAGACGACGGCGGGGUCGACUGGUCGUGGCGGCCAGGCAGCCGCUACGACGUGGCGUCGCGGCAGCACGCGGCGGCGGCAGGAGCGGCAGAGGCAGCCGCCUCUGCGGCGGCGGGAGCGGCAGCACGCCCGCA
This is a messenger RNA of Prorocentrum cordatum, 1064 nucleotides long. NCBI's taxonomy places the organism in Eukaryota, Dinophyceae, Prorocentrales, Prorocentraceae. The record is from the annotation of a GenBank genome assembly.